Molecule: messenger RNA, 684 nt
Organism: Homalodisca vitripennis (glassy-winged sharpshooter)
Lineage: Eukaryota; Metazoa; Arthropoda; Insecta; Hemiptera; Cicadellidae
Exons: 3
Coding region: 259-684 (141 amino acids)
Source: RefSeq, a predicted model, not a curated record
AGAUUGGUCCUGCUGUACGAGAGUUCUGGUUUAUCUGAGAGGGAUCUGUUCCUGAGCAACGUUACGGGAAACAUCUGGUUUUAUCUACUGUCUGUGUUUGUUCUACUCGCAUUCUGUUUUCGUCUGUCAACACAUAUCCACCACCGUCUCAGACCUAAGCACCGUGAUUGGUCGUGGUUAGAGGUCACACAGUGGACACUGGGAGCCAUAUGCCAGCAAGGAUCGGCCAAGCACCCUCAAGGGUGUUCAUGUCGCACCAUGUUCCUGAUCGGGUACUGUAUAACGUACAUGAUCUACACCGGGUUUGCUGCUGGUAUCACAUCACUCUUGGCUGCUAGGUCAGACACGCACAAUCUGCAGUGGCACAGCGCUUUGCAGCUGGACCUGCCUCUGCAUGCUCUCUGUAACAGCGAUGCUCACAGAUAUUUAAAGCGCAACAUGGGAAAUCGUCACAUGAACGUUCAUGAGUGCAUACAUUCAGAGAAAAAGAUGAUAGAGAAAUUGGAGAAAUCAGGAAACGCUGCAGUGAUGUUUGAACAAAAUGUUGAAAGAUUCAUGACAGACUUUAUGGAUACUGGUGUUCCAUGUAAACUCUCUAUUUCCAAGGAAAGUCACCGUAGUCACAUCAGUGGGUUUUUGCUUAAGAAGAAUUCUGCACUAAAACCUUUGUUAAAUUAUUGGUAA